AUGUUCGCCGCUCGUCGUCUUACCAACCUGCCCCGCGUGCGCACCCAGGCCGCGUUCUUCCACCAGACCGCGCCCGCAUUCGUGCAGAAGGGCGAUGCGAUCCCCGACUUGAACGUCCUGGUUGAGAACUCCCCCGGAAACAAGGUCAACCUGGCCAAGGAAUUCGGCAGCAAGGGCAAGGGUGUCAUCGUUGGUGUCCCCGCUGCUUUCAGCCCUGCCUGCUCAAGCACUCACGUUCCCGGCUACAUCAACCACCCCAAGCUCCAGAACGCCGGUCAGGUCUUCGUUGUCGCUGUCAACGAUCCCUUCGUUACCAAGGCUUGGGCUGAGUCCCUUGACCCCAGCGGCAAGAGCGGCAUUCGCUUCUUGGGUGACCCCACCGGUCAGUUCAACGAGGCCCUUGACUUGACCUUCGACAGCACCUCCAUUUUUGGGCAACAUCCGUAG
Penicillium malachiteum is the source of this 447-nucleotide messenger RNA. RefSeq names its product Redoxin. Gene Ontology annotation, biological process: hydrogen peroxide catabolic process; cell redox homeostasis; cellular response to oxidative stress. The coding region runs from base 1 to 447 and encodes 148 amino acids. The record is from RefSeq and is a predicted model, not a curated record. The transcript has 4 exons. NCBI's taxonomy places the organism in Eukaryota, Fungi, Ascomycota, Eurotiomycetes, Eurotiales, Aspergillaceae. Gene Ontology annotation, cellular component: cytoplasm; mitochondrion; peroxisome. Gene Ontology annotation, molecular function: thioredoxin peroxidase activity.